GCCACUCCAAACCUUCAAACAUUGUAUCUUGAUGAUAAUCCUCUGGUAGAAAUGUCCUGUAAUGAGCCAUCUAAUAUAACGUAUAUUUCACUGAGGAACAUUAGAAGGAACAAAAGUUUUUUAUUUUGUGCCAAUGGAACCAAAUGCAUAUUUGAUGAACUCAAAUACUUGGACUUGAGUGAUACUCAAUUGAAUAUUACUCUAUCAGAUUUUUCAAGUUUAUCAAAUUUAGAAAUUCUUUCCUUGUGCAAUUCACUCUCAGAAAGUUUUAACAGUUUACUUAAACCACUCAGCAAACUUAGAAUUUUGGAUCUUAGUCACAAUAAUUUAAGAGAGCAUUUAGGCACCGAAUCUUUUGAAGGGCUGAAUAACUUACAAGAACUGAGAAUGCAAUCGUCUUCUAUUGAAAAUAUACCUUCAGAGUCAUUCAAGCAUAUUAAAAACCUGGCUCUCUUGGACAUGAGCAAUAAUUACAUAAGGAUACUAAAUAAUGAUUCCUUUGCCAGCCUUCAGAAACUUCAGGCUUUAAUUUUGCAAGAAAACAGAAUUGGUUCUUGGAAGCAAUCUAUUUUCAAUAAAUUGCAACUUUUAAAAACCUUGGACUUACGAAGCAACUGGCUCAGUGAUAUUUCAAUUGAUAUGGAAUUUGAUUUCAAAAGAUUUGAAGAAAUUGAUAUUUCAUUCAAUCCUUUUUCUUGUGAUAGUUGUCCAAUGAUUGAGUUCUUUGAUAGUUGCAUUAAUAACAUACAGAAUUUUACAGGUGUAUGUGAUAAUCAGGAUUUUAAUACCACCCUGCGUAAUUGGAAUGAAUCACAGUCAUAUGUGUGUAGAACAGACAAUAAUAUACAAAAAAAUCUUCCAGUUGUAAUAAAAGAGAAUUCUUGCGGAAAAAGUUCUUCAAGUACAACCUCCUCUAGCAGCACCACUGAGAUCUCACUUCCAUAUGAAAGUACAUCCACCUCUCAAGACAAGAAAACAUAUAUGAAUUACUUAUAUUUAAUCAUAGGUAUCAUUCCAGUAGCUGGUGUACUAUGUUACUGGAAGCGCUGGAAUAUAAUAAUGUUUGUGCGAAUAUUCAGAAGAAAUAUGGUGUUAUCACUGCUAAAAGACAGUAAAACAAAAGAAGGAAAAAAGGAAAGUUAUCAAUAUGAUGUUUUUUUGUCAUAUAGUGAUCGUGAUCGGGAAUGGAUUCUUCAACAACUGAUACCAAAUGUUGAACAACGAGGUCAUAUCAAGGUGUGCCUCCAUGAACGAGAUUUUCAAGCUGGUCUUCCAGUCCUUGAAAACAUUAUUGCUUGUAUGGACCACAGCAGAUGUGUAUUACUUGUAUUGUCUGAAGCAUUCCUUGGCAGCCAUUGGUGUCAAUUUGAACUUAAUUUAGCACAACAUAGACUGCUAGAAAUGCAGCAUGAUCGAUUGAUUUUGGUGCUGCUACAAAAUAUUCCUCGUGGCAAAUGCUCAAAAAUGUUGCGUUAUCUAAUGCUGACCAAAACAUACCUUUUAUGGCCAGAAAAAGGAGAUGUGGAAGAGAAACUAUUAUUUUGGCGCAAACUGAAAAAAGCGAUAGGUCCAGUACAUGACACAGUAAAUGUUUCAUUUGCUUAGUAGAAUUCAAAAAUAUCAGUAAAAUGAAUUACAUUUUAAAACAAUACUGAAAUUUAAUAUGUUUUGUCUACAUAUACAUUGACAACAAAUUUUGUUGAAACAGGAAUGAAAAAUAUUUGCUAAAAUAAAUAUGAACUAAAUAAUUGGAACUUAAUACACCCUUACUUUACUAUAAUUUCUUCUGAUUGUAUGGAGAUUAUCACUACUGACAAGAGAAUUAGUCAUUAAUUU
This is a messenger RNA of Gryllus bimaculatus (two-spotted cricket), 1836 nucleotides long. The record is from the annotation of a GenBank genome assembly. NCBI's taxonomy places the organism in Eukaryota, Metazoa, Arthropoda, Insecta, Orthoptera, Gryllidae.